AAAUAUAUGCUGGUAGCAGGUAACACAGCACAUGGUGUGUAUCGAAGAAAACCUGACAUUGAGAUAUUCAUUGAUGUUAGUGAUGUUGUGGAACUCAAGGAAUUUACCAUUGAUUCAGAGAUAACAAUUGGUGGAAAUAUGACUCUAACUGAAGUUAUGGAGCUAUUUUAUGAUGUUUCAAAAUCAGACAAAAAUUUCAGUUACACCAAAAUGCUUGCAGACCACAUAGACUUGGUGGCAAAUGUUUCAGUUAGAAAUGCAGGAACAGUUGCAGGAAAUCUGUCAAUUAAACACAUGUAUCAAGAGUUUCCAUCUGAUAUUUUUCUCAUUCUGGAAGCUGCAGAUGCUAGGAUCAAUAUAGCAUAUAAUGGGAACAAAAAAGUCAGUAGUGUAAGUGUAGUUGAUUAUUUGAAAAUUGACAUGAACCACAAAAUUAUUAAAAACAUAACAUUGCCAUCCUAUGAUGACAGUUACUAUUUCAAGACGUACAAGAUCAUGCCAAGAGCACAAAAUUCUCAUGCCUAUGUAAAUGCUGGGUUCCUAUUCAAACUGGACGUGAAUGAUGUGGGAAAAGUUAUAUGCAAACCAAGAAUAGUAUUUGGCGGUAUCCAUUGUGAUCUGAUACAUGCCACAGAGUUAGAACAGUACCUCAAAGGUGAAAAUAUAUAUGAAUCAAGUACAAUUCAGCAGGCUCUCAGAAUUCUGGAUUCUGAAAUACAGCCUGAAAAAAUGCCACCUGAAGCGUCGCCUGAGUACCGUAAAGGUUUGGCAGUAGCAUUAUUCUACAAGUUUGUGUUGAGCAUAUCCCCUGAGAGUUUGAAACCAAACCUGAGAAGUGGGGGUGAAAUGUUAAAGAGACCACUUUCUUCAGGAAAACAGGUAUAUGACACAAAGAAGCAGUUGUGGCCACUAGGAAAACCAGUAUCAAAACUUGAAGCUCUUUUCCAGUGCUCUGGAGAAGCAAUAUAUGUAAAUGAUAUGCCUACCAUGCCAGGUGAACUAUAUUGUGCCUUUGUUGUUACAUCUAUUGCAAAUGGUCACAUAAGAGGCACAGAUCCCAGUGAUGCUUUGGCUGUGCCUGGAGUGGUAGCGUAUUAUGAUGCAAAAGAUAUUCCAGGAAAGAACAACUUUUACCCAAAAACUUUGACCAGCUUUACUGAUGAGGAGAUAUUUUGCUCUGGAAAUGUAAAGUACAAUGGACAGCCAGUAGGGGUGAUUGUGGCAGAGUCACAUGUGAUUGCAGAUGAAGCUGCCAAAUUGGUGAAAAUAAAUUAUGAUGUUGUAAAUGAACCCAUCAUUCACUUGAGAGAUGCCCUUAAAUCUGGAGAUAAACGCAGAGUUAUGGUGAUAGGUGAAAUUAAGCCGACUGACACUGGAAGUUCAGGGCAUCCAUGUCAACCAAUUGUCACACAUACAUACUGGUUCUUAAUUAUUGUACAAAGUUGCACAGCAAGUGGCCAUACACCCCCUUCUAGUAGUUUUAGCAUUCUAUUGUUAACUGGUUAUGGAGUUGCUUUUGACUAUUGCACAUCUGAGUUCUUGGGUAGUUUCUACUUCCAUAAUCUAUCUCUUUCUAUAUCAGCAGCUAAUACUAUGGGUGCAGUAAUUUGUUCAGACAGCCACAGACCCAAAGCCAUACUGACAGGUGUACGAGUUCUGUUUAAUGUGACAAAAUCAGCCUGUGAUAGUUUGCUUCAUAUUUGUGUAGUUGUGAAAGCAACAUACAACAAUAUUGAAAAUAUCUUCAAACCAUAUCACAACUCAACAAAACUAAGAGUUUCUGUAAUUUCAAGUGACAUCCUUCUAAAGAAUAUGAAUAUAUGUAUCAAUAUAUAUAAAAAACAAAGAUGCUUGAAUUCAUUUCUUACUCCAUUACUUUCAUCCAUUCUUCAAAAUUUUCUGACUUCACUGAUUAUAUGUCAUUUCUUGGCAUCUCACAAAGAAGCAUCAUUCUUGGAUAUUUUUGAUAUAGCUGCUCCAGACUCUAAUCUACUGUUUUGUGAUGCGAUAAAGCUAAUAUUUAAAAUUGUUCAGGAAAUCUCAGUGGUGGGCAUUGGUGCAGUCUGUGUAAAUAAUUCUCAAUGCUUAAAGAACAUACAGAAGAGUGAGCAAUUGUCAUCAAGUCUCGAAAAACUUGUAAAAUUGUUAAAAAAUAAAAUAAUUUUCUUGAAAUGGAAGUUCCUUCAUAACCGCAAAAACAUUUAUCUAUUAUUAGAAGUAUUUUUGAGUUUAGCAUUUGAAACUUGUUUUUAUGAGCACACAUCAGCUGUUCAGUGGUGGCUAAUGGUUGUUGUGUGUGUUGCUUGUGUUUGUGUAGAGGGUUUCUACGAACCUGCACAACCUUCCACAAGUCAAGGUGAGUCAGUUGUGAGCUGGAAGAAGAGGGGUCGCCCAUCUAAACUGCUGCCAGUUUCUUCCGAAGAAGGAAAAAGAAGAAAGAAAAAUCAAAUUUCAGAGUCAAGUCAUGAAGAGUUGCAUGAUGACGAAUUGUUGAAAAACCUAAGUGGGUGUGAUGACAGUGAAGAAGAAGACAUGAAGUUUUCUCCAAAGAAAGGUGUAGAGUAUUAUGCAGGACAUGUUGUCACUUAUGAUAAAAUUACAUUUCUGAGGAAAUGGCAUUCCAUGGUGGAAUCAGAUGAGGUUUCUUUGUGUGACAUGUUGUUCCCGAUGUGUCACGUUUUGAGAAAGAUGAUAUUUGUAGGAUUCCAGCUGAUCCUAAGAAAUGAUUAUAAAAUUUUUGAAGUAACCCCACUUUAUGAAAGAAAAAAUGCAAAACAUGUCAUUAAAGGCAGCUUCGACAUUGGCAAACAGUAUCAUUACACAAUGGAAACCCAAUGUGCUGUUUGCAUUCCAACAGAAGAUGGUAUGGAUGUUUACGCUGCAACACAGUGGAUGGAUGCAACGCAGACUGCAAUAUCACAAGCUCUUAAAAUGCCAGAAAACAGGAUAAAUGUUCAGGUAAAAAGACUUGGUGGAGCCUAUGGUGCUAAAGUGUCACGUAACAUGUUGGUCAGUACAGCCUGUGCACUAGCAGCACAUCUUCAGAACAGGCCAGUUCGUUUCAUUCUUCCCCUUGAAAGGAACAUGGAAUCAAUAGGCAAAAGACAUGACUGUGCUAUGGACUAUGAAGUUGGUGUGGAAGAUGAUGGAACCAUAAUGUAUUUGGAAGCAAACACAUACCAUAACAUUGGGGAUUCACUCAAUGAUCAUCCUGUACUUUUUACUCUAGCUAACCUGCCAAACUGCUAUGACACAAGUACAUGGAAAGUGACAGCUAGUGUUGUCUUUACGGAUAUACCAAGCAACACCUGGUGUAGAGCUCCAGGUACUACUGAAGGUAUUGCAUUCACUGAAAACAUUAUGGAGCAUAUUGCAAAAGUACUUGGAAAAGAUGCUAUUGAGGUGAAGUUAAAGAACCUGCCCAAAAAUGAUACAAACAUUGCUGAUAUGGUCCCUUACUGGAAGAAUAAAUCUGAUUAUCCUAAUAGAGUAUUGGCAAUUCAAGACUUUAACAAGAAGAACCGCUGGAGGAAAAGAGGAAUUUCAAUUGUCCCUAUGAAAUACAGAUUUGAUUAUUUAGGUAAUUUUCAUGCAAUUGUAUCAGUUUAUGCUAGUGAUGGAACAGUCUCAGUAUCACAUGGAGGAAUUGAAUGUGGACAAGGAAUAAAUACCAAGGUUGCUCAGGUUUGUGCCCAUGCUCUUGGAGUGCCACUACAGUUUGUGAGUGUAAAGCCUAGCAACGUUUUGACAUCUCCUAACAACAUGGUCACUGGUGGAAGCAUUGCAAGUGAAUCUUGUGUAUAUGCUACACUGCGUGCUUGUGAGGAACUUUCAAGGCGUUUGGCUCCUGUGAGAGAAAAACUCAAAGACCCCUCUUGGCAGGAGCUUAUUGCUGCAGCAUUUUUAGCAAAUGUCAAUCUCUGUUCAUCAUUUAUGAUGUAUGUAUCUGACAAGUUUGUAUUGUACUACAUUUAUGGAGUAACUGUGGCUGAAGUGGAAGUUGAUAUCCUAACAGGACAGCACCAGAUACUACGUGUAGAUAUACUGGAAGAUGCUGGAGAAAGCCUCAGCCCAGAGAUUGAUGUAGGCCAAGUAGAAGGAGCCUUUGUAAUGGGUCUUGGCUACUGGUUAAAGGAAUUCAUGGUUUAUGAUGAUAAUACUGGGAAGGCAUUGACAAACAGAACCUGGAACUACAAACCUCCUGGAGCCAAAGAUAUCCCUAUUGACUUCAGAAUAGAGCUGAGAAAAAAUGCUCCUAAUCCUGUCGGAGUUCUUCGUUCGAAAGCAACUGGUGAACCACCCUUCUGCAUGAGUAUUAGUGCUUUAUUUGCAAUACGGGAAGCAGUACUGGCAGCUAGACAAGAUUCUGGGUACUCUGCAAAAUGGUUUGAGAUGAAUCCUCCUGCUACUCCAGAAAAAGUUUUCCUUACCAGCUUGACAAACUACAACCAGUUUGAACUUUAAAAAAUCGGAGUGUUAAUGAUGUUUUUGUUGUGCAUAUAUACAUCCACAAAUUAACAAUAAUCAGUAACUGAAUAAGCUUUUGAAUACAGAAGCUUCCAGUUCAUUAACACAAUAACACUGGAGAGGGAGCAGAGUCUUAGUCUUACAGUAAGAACACUCCUCUUAAUAAUAUGAGGCAUAUUGAAAAAGUAAGAUCCAUUUGACCAUAAAGAAAUAUAUACUCAUUAUAGGAAGUUUUUGUUGUAGGUUUUAGUUCCCAGUAAACCUACUUCACUUUUACAAAUAAUUGCCAUUCGUUUGCAAGCACUUUUUGUAAUGUAGCUCUAAGUUUUUCAACCCUUCUGCAUAGAACUUCUCCAUCUAGGAAUUGAACUAAUUGAAAAUGGUGUUCUUUAGUUCCUCAUUGUCUUCAGACCUUCCCCACUAAGACAUGUGCAAGAAAUGUUGCUGAUAGCAUGGAGGUGUAGGAAGAAUGCUCAGAAAGUUGCCAAUGGAAAUGUUUCUUUAAACCACUCAUUUUAGAUGGUAUGUGAGCAUUUUGCAUUACAAAUCAGCUCUGUCUAGCUGGUUUAGUGGAAUACAUACAAUCCCAAUUGAAACUAGUGUCAGGUAAGAAGCAGUUUUACUGAAUUCUGAGAAUUAUGAGACUUGUAAACUUUAUAAAAUUUGAGAACGAAGUUUCUCACAAUAACAUUAGAGGGUAUGCAGCAUUCUUUGCCAGUUGGUCAGCCUUCUCAUUUCCCAUAGUCCCAGCAUAUAUUGUCAUUCAUACAAAUGAGACUACUGUACUAUCUGAUUGUAAUUUGAUAUAGUAGCAACUUUGUGGUAUGGCAAAUAGCAGCUUCCUUUAUUCUUACCUAUUGAUGUUAGUACUUAUUGGUUUAUCAGAAUAAUCUGUAUUAAUAUAUAAGACCAGUAACUGGCUGAUUUUUCUCACUGUUUCUCACAGUAGGCUAGCAGUAAUGAAUUUUGAAUGUGAUUCUGAAGCUUGAUUAGUGCUGAAAAUGCCUUUACUAGUGGUCACAUUGAUUUCUGGAUCCAUUAUCGGCUUGUGUGGAAACUUACUUUAAGACUGUACAUUUUUAUUUAUCAGGUUAUUCCCAAAGUAUUAAUGGUGUUUAAGAAUAACUUUCAUUGAGAAGGUGCCUCUACUCUUUCAGUUAAUAUUGUGCUCAUCAGAGUGACUCCUGAGGUUUUUUUGCCUGUGACAUAUUGAAGGUAUGAACUGUACAAGGAACAUAAUGUUGUUCUAUUUAGACUUGUUAACUUAUUGGCUUCGGAGGAGGGCUGGAUAUGUUGGGGGCAUUCUGCUGUAAGAAACAGCUCUGGGAAUUUUCUGCAUUUCUAGCAAAUAAUUUUUUGUAUGUCACUGCACAUUUUGCAUCGAUAUAUACAUAAAACUGAACCUGCAACUCCUGCCUGAGACUGUUUAUUACUAACACUCUGUUUUACGAACAGUUUAUUUAAAUUAUUAAAAAUCUUUAAAAGUCUUAGGUGUCACUCAGAAAAUUUUGAUUAAAUAUUUUUCUCUGUUCUCCAUGAGUUCAGUCAGUUGUUGCUGUGAUGUGUUUCCUUUUCUACUAUUGUAAUUUCUGUGUUACAUGGAAGGAACAUAUGCACCAGCAAACAAAUCUUACUUGCACAUCUUCAAACAUUUAGCAAAUAGUAGACAGCUUCUUUCAAUGUAUCACUUUUCCAUAGGCGGAAAUACAUUUCUCUCUGUUACUGAAAAGUUUGUUCUUCAGCUCAUUCCAUCCACAAAUAUUCCUUUUUAUUUUCUUAGGUUUCUUCCAACUAUUACCACCAUUCUUUACAUCAGUUCAAAACUAACUUGUGAUGAGUUACAAUAAUUAUAGUUGUUCCUUUUCAACACAAAAAAUCAAAUUACAGUACCAACUUUGCUCCUACUGGCACCUACGAUUCUUGAAGCCAUUUUAGUGGAUUUCUCUCACAGUAAAACAAUUAAUGAAUCAAAAUAAUGACUUCUGUGGAUUUAUAAGCAAUCAGUAAUUUGUGCUGCUUUCAUCUAACUUUGUUCUGGGCUGCCAACAUUUAAAUAUAAGUAAACCAUACUUACUUUUCAAAUAUGCUUCAUAUUAUAAAGAAUGAAUGUAGUGUAGGUAAUGUAAACUGAGCAGAACAAAAUGAUCAUUUCUGAAAAUGACAGAGAAGUAUGUCCAUCUGCACAUUUAAAGUUUAGGUUUUAUGGUACCUCUGGAUCAAGAACAGAUUUGAUGCUAAUAAAAAAAUAUGAAAGUUAGGUGUCUCACUUAAUGUUAUCUACUCAGCAUAAUUUAUUCAUAA
Messenger RNA from Schistocerca cancellata (South American locust), 6768 nucleotides. RefSeq lists its product as uncharacterized. The transcript is spliced from 33 exons. The record is from RefSeq and is a predicted model, not a curated record. Gene Ontology annotation, molecular function: iron ion binding; oxidoreductase activity; FAD binding. The coding region runs from base 7 to 4464 and encodes 1485 amino acids. NCBI's taxonomy places the organism in Eukaryota, Metazoa, Arthropoda, Insecta, Orthoptera, Acrididae.